Messenger RNA from Podospora anserina S mat+, 1152 nucleotides. RefSeq lists its product as uncharacterized. The record is from RefSeq and is a predicted model, not a curated record. Bases 1 to 1152 code for a protein of 383 amino acids. The transcript has 6 exons. NCBI's taxonomy places the organism in Eukaryota, Fungi, Ascomycota, Sordariomycetes, Sordariales, Podosporaceae. Gene Ontology annotation, biological process: nucleotide-excision repair; proteasome-mediated ubiquitin-dependent protein catabolic process. Gene Ontology annotation, molecular function: polyubiquitin modification-dependent protein binding; damaged DNA binding; proteasome binding. Gene Ontology annotation, cellular component: nucleoplasm; cytosol.
AUGAAGGUCAAUUUCAAGGACCUCAAGCAGCAGAAGUUCACCAUCGAGUUUGAGCCCACCGAUCUCAUCUCGACGGUGAAGCAGAAGCUCUCUGAGGACCAUGGCUGGGAUCCUGCGCUCCAAAAGCUCAUCUAUUCAGGCAAGAUUCUGAAGGAUGAGGAUACCAUCGAGUCUUGCAAGAUCGAGGAGAAGGGCUUUGUUGUUUGUAUGGUGAGCAAGCCCAAGGCGCCCAAGCCAGCUCCUGCCGCCGAGUCUUCUUCCGUCGUCCCGGCCACACCUGCUCAAGCCGCCCCGGCCUCUACCCCAGCGCCCCCAGCUGCCCCAGCUCAAGUAUCAAAUGCCGCCUCAGCUGCUCCUGCCACCCCCAGCCCAAAUCGGACUAGUGGUGCCCCCAACGACUCGAGUGCUCUGGCUAUGGGAGAGCAGCGUGCACAGGCUAUUGCCAACAUGGAGGCCAUGGGUUUCGAGCGAUCCCAGAUCGACGCUGCUAUGCGUGCCGCCUUCUUCAACCCCGAGCGUGCGGUUGAGUACUUGUUGACGGGCAUUCCCGAGAACGUUCAACAACAAACAGCUGCCCAGCGCGUGGGUCAUGCCAUCCCCCCCCCCGCCCCUGCUGCUGCGAGCCCCGCCCCUGCGUCUGCUGGUGAGGCUGCUGGUGACCUUGAGGGAGAAAAUUUGUUUGACCUUGCUGCUCGUGCUGGUGGUGCCCGCAGCGGAAGUGGUGGAGCUGCUGCCGCCGGAGCGAGCGCGCAAGAUCUUGGCAACCUAAGCUGGCUUAGACAGAACGCUCAGUUCCAACAGCUUCGCCAAGUCGUCCAACAACAGCCCGGCAUGCUCGAGCAGAUUCUUCAGCAGCUCAGUGCUGGUAACCCACAACUCGCCCAGACGAUCGCCCAGAACCCCGAGCAGUUCCUCCAGUUGCUUAGUGAGCACGGUGAUGACGAUGCGCCGCUCCCCCCUGGAGCCCACCAGAUUUCGGUCACAGAGGAGGAGCGUGACGCCAUUGAGCGGUUGACUCGGCUAGGAUUCAGCCAGGACCAGGCCAUCCAGGCGUAUUUUGCCUGCGAGAAGAACGAGGAGUUGGCUGCGAACUUCUUGUUCGACCAGCCCGAUGACGAUGAUGAUGACAUGGGCGGCACCGGUACUCACUAA